AUGUUCUCGUCGUUCUCGUCCAAGUUCCUCUAUCCGGCAGAUAGGCCCAUGUGGUCGACGGUCGACGGCACACCGCGCGACGAUCCAGAGCUCAUUCCGCUGACAGACUCGUCAUGGACGUGGGACGAUGAGUGGCACGUGCACAUUGCAGAGGGCGUGACUGAUGACGAGGGCUGGGAGUAUGCGUUCAACUUUAUGCUCUCGACAUGGAUGCCCGAGUGCAAGCGCAAGGCGCAUGUGAGGCGGCAAAAGUGGCUCCGCACACGGGUCAAGCUGAGCGCGUCGCAGCUGGAGGAGAGAAAAGCGAUGCGGGCUUCGGCCAUGAAGCGCCGCAGCCAUCAGAUUUCCGGUGUGGCGGAUGCGGCCAAGCUGCAGCUCGGCACGGGUGUGCUGGCGGCGGCGGCCAAGGCAUCGGCGUCGUCGCGAACCGCCGCGCCGCUCACGCGCGGGGCGGGGUACUCGGUCGAAGACGACCUUAACGCGUUGUCACAGAUGGUAGGCAAGGCUGAAGUAGCCAAGGCUGAGCUCGCCGACCUUGUCGCGGCGCAGCAGGAGCAAAUCGCCGCUCUCGAGCGCAGGCUCGACGAGGAGGCCGCCGUCGCUGAGGCGCUGCAGCUCGAGGUCAAGAAGCGCGACAAGGUGAUCAUGCAGCAGACCGGCGCGCUGCUCAAGCUCAAGAAAAAGGUCAAGAAGCUCGAGCACGAGGCCAAGAUUGCCACCAAGCAGAACGAGGAGAUGCUGACUGUCAUGGCUUCCGGGCGCGGCACGUCGCCGGGCGCCCCGUCGGUCACCUCGGUCACCGCCGCUGUCCCGCGCGCCGUUAACGUUGUUGUGGACGGCAAGAAGCACGUCGAGUACGUCAUCGAGCUCUCCACUGGCCGCACCUUUCAGCGGCGCUACUCGCAGUUUCUCGCCCUCCACGAGUCGCUCCGCCGUACCACCAUCGGCUCCAUUCUUCCGCCCUUUCCGCCCAAGGUUGUCUUUGGCACCGUCAAUGUUGAGCAGCGGCGCAUCGACCUCGACGCCUAUAUCCGGGCUGUCUCAAGCCACGGCCACCCCGAGGCCGAUGCCUGUCUCGCGUUUUUCCUCAACAUUCCGGUCUUGUGA
This is a messenger RNA of Thecamonas trahens ATCC 50062, 1107 nucleotides long. RefSeq lists its product as uncharacterized. The coding region runs from base 1 to 1107 and encodes 368 amino acids. Gene Ontology annotation, molecular function: phosphatidylinositol binding. The transcript has a single exon. The record is from RefSeq and is a predicted model, not a curated record. NCBI's taxonomy places the organism in Eukaryota, Apusomonadida, Apusomonadidae.